GUACUUAGUCCCUAUGUACCUCCCUUGUUGGAACUUUUGCUAAUCCACUAUAGGGUUCUAAGGCUUUCUCUAUAAUACUAUGGGCUACUUUCUUUAUUACAGUCUUCUGUAGCGGCCCAAUGCUCGCGUAUGCUUGGAAUUUCUCAGAUCGGAAGCCUGGUCUUUGGGCAGAAGAAGAUUUCUUUUUUCUCCUUCAGGGCUGCAUAUUGCAGGUCUUCAGUCUUUGUGUUAGUGCUUUGUCGCUUAUGAGGGGCAGGACAGUACCUGUGGCUGCUUGGCUCUUGCCAAGCGGUUUCGCAGUGGUUCUAACGAUUUGCUCGCCAUUUUUCUACUGUUUUAUAUCAAAAUGGUGGAGUUCAUUUGUUGUCUCAAUGGCGGCGUCAGUGCAGGCAUUUCUAGUGCUUCAAAUCGCACUUUAUAACAUGUAAUAGAAAGUAGUUAGUUUGCAAUAUUUAUAACCUUGUUUAGUUAGGGCCUAGAAGGGAUAUAGAAUCAGUUCGAGACAUUCCUG
Molecule: messenger RNA, 511 nt
Organism: Fusarium odoratissimum NRRL 54006
Lineage: Eukaryota; Fungi; Ascomycota; Sordariomycetes; Hypocreales; Nectriaceae
Exons: 1
Coding region: 120-428 (102 amino acids)
Source: RefSeq, a predicted model, not a curated record